Molecule: messenger RNA, 4133 nt
Organism: Amborella trichopoda
Lineage: Eukaryota; Viridiplantae; Streptophyta; Magnoliopsida; Amborellales; Amborellaceae
Product: DNA polymerase delta subunit 1
Biological process (GO): nucleotide-excision repair, DNA gap filling; base-excision repair, gap-filling; DNA replication proofreading
Cellular component (GO): delta DNA polymerase complex
Molecular function (GO): DNA-directed DNA polymerase activity; DNA binding; 3'-5'-DNA exonuclease activity
Source: RefSeq, a predicted model, not a curated record
UUCUAUCUCUGUGUUCCCUCCGCCUGCAACCCUCACUCUGGGAUCACAGAGACAGGGAAGAGAUAGCCCUAACUUUCCCCCAUUAGAGUUAGGGAAGAGAGAGAAAGAGAGGGAAGAGAGAGAGAGAGGGAGAAGAUUAGCAUAACUUUGCCCCCCAUGGGAGAGGGAUAAGAGAGUGACAGAGCUACUCCAUCACUUUGCUCCAUUAGACAGAGAGAGAGAGGGAAGAGAGAGAAAGAGAGAAAGAGAGAAAAUGAUGAACAAGAAGAGGCUGGCUACGAACCCUGCCAGUGUCCCGCCUCAGUCGAAGAAGAGGACGGAAGAAGAGGAUGUUAUUGAUGAAAUGGAUGAAGAUGUAUUCGUCGAAGAGACCCUCCUCCUCAGAGAAGAAGAAGACCUCCUCUACCAGGAUUCUGGUCUCUCCGCUCGCCUCUCCAAAUGGAAGCGGCCUCAACUCUCCCCCCAAUUCUCCCCUCACUCCACAUCCAUAGUGUUUCAGCAACUAGAGAUUGAUUAUGUGAUUGGGGAAAGCCAUAGACAACUCUUGCCUCAGGCAUCUGGUCCUGUUGCCAUUCUCCGAAUUUUCGGUGUCACAAAAGAAGGUCACAGUGUAUGUUGUCAUGUUCAUGGCUUCCAACCCUACUUCUAUAUCAGUUGCCCUGAUGGUAUGGGUCCGGAUGACAUCUCCAGAUUUCAUCAGAUUCUUGAGGGCAGAAUGAGGGACGCUAAUAGAAGCAGCAAGGCACCAAGGUUUAUCCUGAGAAUUGAUUUGGUGCAGAAAAGGAGCAUCAUGUAUUACCAAGAGCGAAAGUCACAUGCUUUCCUAAAGAUAGUUGUUGCUCUGCCGACUAUGGUUGCUAGUUGUCGAGGCAUUUUAGAAAGGGGCCUCCAAAUCGAUGGUCUUGGUUUGAAGAGUUUCACCACAUAUGAGAGCAAUGUUCUUUUUGCCCUCCGCUUUAUGAUCGAUUGCAAGGUUGUUGGUGGCAACUGGAUUGAACUUCCUGCUGGACAAUAUCAGAAGACAGCACGUAGUAUAUCUUAUUGUCAGCUAGAGGUUGAUUGCUUAUACACUGUAUUGAUCAGCCACGCUCCGGAUGGAGAAUUCUCAAAAAUGGCUCCAUUUCGCAUCCUGAGUUUUGACAUUGAAUGUGCUGGUCGCAAGGGACUUUUUCCUGAGCCAAGCCAUGAUCCUGUUAUUCAGGUGGCCAAUCUAGUCACAUUACAAGGAGAAGAUCGUCCCCUCAUCCGUAAUGUUAUGACUCUUAAGUCCUGUUCCCCAAUUGUUGGAGUUGAUGUGAUGUCAUUUGAUACAGAGAGGGAGGUCUUACUAGCUUGGCGGGAUUUCAUUCGUGAGAUAGAUCCUGAUAUCAUUAUUGGAUAUAAUAUCUGCAAGUUUGAUCUUCCAUAUCUCAUUGAGCGGGCGGAGGCCUUGAAGAUAACUGAAUUUCCUAUUCUAGGUCGCAUCAGAAAUAGCAGGGUUCGUAUCAAGGACACCACUUUUUCUUCAAGACAAUAUGGAACCCGAGAAAGCAAAGAAGUCGCUAUUGAAGGGAGAGUUCAAUUUGAUUUGCUUCAGGUCAUGCAGAGAGAUUACAAAUUAAGUUCGUACUCGCUAAACUCCGUAUCAGCACACUUCCUGGGAGAACAGAAGGAAGAUGUUCACCACUCAAUCAUCUCUGAUUUGCAAAAUGGAAACUCAGAGACCAGGCGGCGGCUUGCUGUAUAUUGUUUGAAGGAUGCUUAUCUACCACAACGACUUUUGGACAAGUUAAUGUUUAUCUACAACUAUGUGGAGAUGGCGAGAGUCACAGGGGUGCCUAUCUCCUUUCUUCUUGCAAGAGGACAAAGCAUUAAGGUUCUUUCUCAACUUCUUAGGAAGGCAAAGGAGAAGGAUUUAGUUAUUCCAAAUGUUAAGGGUCAAGGUUCUGGGCAAGAUACAUUUGAAGGUGCAACGGUGUUGGAAGCCAAGUCUGGAUUCUAUGAAAAUCCUAUUGCAACUUUGGACUUUGCAUCCUUGUAUCCAUCCAUAAUGAUGGCGUAUAAUUUGUGUUACUGCACUCUGGUCAUGCCUGAUGACAUUCGCAAGUUCAAUUUACUACCGGAAUGUGUUAAUAAAUCACCAUCUGGUGAAACUUUUGUUAAACCAACUCUGCAGAAGGGCAUACUUCCUGAAAUUCUUGAGGAGCUACUGGCAGCUCGUAAAAGAGCCAAAGCUGAUCUAAAGGAAGCGAAGGAUCCAUUUGAGAGGGCAGUAUUAGAUGGCCGGCAAUUAGCACUUAAGAUCAGUGCUAACUCUGUAUAUGGUUUUACUGGAGCAACUGUCGCUCAACUGCCUUGUUUGGAGAUAUCGUCUAGUGUGACAAGCUAUGGUCGCCAGAUGAUAGAACACACAAAGAGGCUUGUUGAAGAACGGUUUAAAACUCUAGGUGGCUACAAAACUGACGCUGAGGUUAUUUAUGGAGACACCGAUUCGGUCAUGGUACAAUUUGGUGUACCAACUGUAGAAGAAGCAAUGGCAUUAGGGAGAGAAGCAGCAGAGUACAUCUGUGGUACAUUUACAAAGCCCAUUAAACUUGAAUUCGAGAAAGUUUAUUACCCAUAUCUACUGAUUAGCAAGAAAAGAUAUGCUGGACUUCUCUGGACCAAUCCAGAAAAGUUUGACAAAAUGGACACCAAAGGCAUUGAAACGGUUCGAAGGGAUAACUGUCUUUUGGUGAAAAAUCUGGUGAAUGAAUGCCUUCACAAAAUACUCAUUGAUCGAGACAUACCAGGUGCAGUUCAAUAUGUGAAGAAUACAAUUUCUGAUCUUUUGAUGAAUCGCAUGGAUUUGUCACUUUUGGUGAUUACUAAGGGUUUGACCAAAACUGGGGAUGACUAUGCAGUGAAAGCUGCACAUGUUGAGCUUGCUGAACGCAUGCGAAAGAGAGAUGCUGCUACUGCUCCAACAGUUGGAGAUCGUGUUCCUUAUGUCAUUAUUAAAGCUGCAAAAGGUGCCAAGGCCUAUGAAAGGUCUGAGGAUCCUAUAUUUGUACUGGAGAACAACAUUCCCAUAGAUCCUCAAUACUAUUUAGAAAAUCAAAUUAGCAAGCCACUUCUGCGGAUCUUUGAGCCAAUUCUGAAGAAUGCAAGCAGAGAGCUUCUCCAUGGUAGUCAUACAAGGGCUGUUUCCAUAUCAACUCCAUCCAACAGUGGUAUCAUGAAAUUUGCGAAGAAACAACUGACUUGCAUUGGCUGUAAAACCCCAAUCAGAAAUUCAGAGCAAACACUCUGUAAUCAUUGCAAAGGAAGAGAAGUUGAAUUGUACAACCGCACAGUUGCUAAUGUGAGUGAGUUAGAAAUGCUUUUUGGGAGGCUAUGGACUGAGUGCCAGAGGUGUCAAGGCUCUCUCCAUCAGGAUGUGCUCUGUACAAGUCGGGACUGUCCGAUAUUUUAUAGAAGAAAGAAAGCGCAAAAGGAUCUGGCAGAAGCGGAGCUGCAAUUGGAUAGGUGGCAGUUCUGAGUAGUGCAUUUUUUAGGAAUGCGUACAUGGUUGCUUGAAGUCUUACCUUAUUUGGUUUCGAAGACCCUUGAUGCUGUUCCAACAGGAUAGGUCUUUUCCAAAGAUCAUGCUAUGGAUGGGUAUGCAUGGAUUGACUGCUCAGGUCCCACUUGAGAGUUCUACAUAACAAUGAAUUUAGAAAGACAAGAUGCUUUGGUACCUGGUAUUCUUGGUUAUUUUAGGCCUCAAGAGUGAGAACAUUGCUCAGGUCACUACACAGUCCAGCUUUCCUUUCCCAUCACCAAACCGAGUCCAGAUGACAUUUUGAUUAGACGAUGACUCAGGGUUUAGAAACGGACAGGUAUAAAACGGAAGUGAUGCAUGGUGCUGCCAUUUUUUUGCACGAUGCUUGCUAGGAAGAUGAGAAUGAAUUGCCAAAAGCGUCGGUCUCUUCAUCUGAUCAACUUCAUAAUGUCAUGUAAACUAAGUAUUACUAGAAAGGGGACAGCAGUAUGCACAGAGAUGCCCAUUUGGGAUGGCAAUGGAUCACUAUUUAACAUAAUUUUAUACUGUUGACCGUAAUUUUAUUGCAGAAAUCUACCAGGUUCUGUGAACUGCUUUCAUUCUAAUUAAUAUCACCUACGGUUUCCUCAGU